UGUAUUAGGAUAUAUUUACAAAUAAAUCUGACACGUUAAUUCUAGUUGAUUGACAGCAAGGCUGAAGACAGCAGUGUGAAAACCUCUGACUUGCGGUGGAGCAAUAAAACCUCUGACAGUAGUUCAUUCAAUACUUUAAAGUAUGUAUUUAAUCACAAACUACCUAACAUACAACAUGAAAUGUGAAAAGAACAUACCGCUAUAAACACAUAUUCCAAAUAAACCGACGCUCAACGAAGCGACUGAAAAAAACGUCAUGAUUUUUGCACAUGCGCGUUAAAGGGGAAACAGGGGGAACUGAAUUCUCCGUAACACCGGUCCUAAAAUCUGAUUGGCUGAGCCGCGUUCGAAGCCGUUGUAAAAUCCCCGAUAAACUCACACCUAGGACCACCUCACAUCAUUCCAUAUUAAUACGCCACUGAAAAGAAAAAGUUAAUGUUAUUUUCGCCCUCAUGUUGCCUAGCAACACUGUUAAUCGAACUAUUUUGCGUCGCGGAAGAACGCUUUAUUAUUUUCUGCCAUUCGUGUGUGACAGCUGCUCUGGAGUCUUUUGCCUAGAACACAGAAGCAGAGACGCACACUCAUGUCCUGAGGUCUCUGUGAAGAGGGAAGUGUCAGGGGCAGGGGUUAGUACAACGUACCCAUGUACAUUUCAGGACUGCAAAGGCAAGGAGCUUCUACCUGUUAUCUGCCAACAUUGUCAAAAACACUUCUGCCUUGCUCAUAGACAUCAGGAUGACCAUAAAUGUGAGAAGUUGGAGACACCCAAACCUCGAAUGGUGGCAACACAAGAGCUUGUGCAAAAGAUAGUUGAUUCUAAGAAGAAUGCACUGCCUAGUAAAGGUAGAAAAGGGGCAAAGAACAGUGCUACAGCUGCUAAAGUUGCACUCAUGAAGCUAAAACUACAUGCUGCUGGAGACAAAGGGCUACCACAGACAGAGCGAACUUACCUUCAGGUGUUUCUCCCGAAAGAGGCAAACGUAUCCAGCCAGCCCAUGUUUUUCAGCUCCAAAUGGAGUGUUGGUAAAGUGGUGGAUUUUGCAGCAGCUCAAGUUAGCCUGAAGAACAACAACAAUGUUCUUACAGCCAAGAAACUGUGCCUGUGCCACCCAGAAACUGGUGAGGCCUUAAAAAUGGAUGCCAGUCUCCAGACCCUGCUGUCCCUUCCGGAAUCUCCUCUGUACAAUGGUGGCAACGUCAUCUUGGAGUAUCUGGAGAACGAGAGUUUUGGGGUUGAAGAUGUUACUGCAUACAUCCUAUCCUCCUGACCCAAAAUGUCAGUCUAGGACUUUACCUUUAGGGGCUAGAAUAUAGAGAAUAUAGAGACAGCAAACAUCAACAAUGUGAGAAUAUGCAGGAAAUUGUGGGAUUUUCUGAGUUUACAUAAUAAAUAGGUCCGGGUCCUUUCUGUGUGGAGUUUGCAUGUUCUCCCUGUGUCUGUGUGGGUUUUCUCCAGGAGCUCCGGUUUCCUCCCAAAGUCCAAAGACAUGUGUCUGACAUCACACUUGAACUGAUGAAUCUUGUAUCUUGUGUAACAAGAAAUCACCUGUUCUGUCAUGAAUGUAACCAGUGUGUAAAAUAUGACGUUAAAAUCCUAAUAAAUAAAUAAAUAUAAGUAAAA
Messenger RNA from Trichomycterus rosablanca, 1621 nucleotides. RefSeq names its product zinc finger, AN1-type domain 1 (gene zfand1). Lineage: Eukaryota; Metazoa; Chordata; Actinopteri; Siluriformes; Trichomycteridae. Gene Ontology annotation, molecular function: zinc ion binding. The coding region runs from base 453 to 1268 and encodes 271 amino acids. The record is from RefSeq and is a predicted model, not a curated record. Gene Ontology annotation, biological process: cytoplasmic stress granule disassembly. Gene Ontology annotation, cellular component: cytoplasm; cytoplasmic stress granule. The transcript has 8 exons.